AUCAAUGCAAAGUCCGAACGAAAUGGUGUGCUGCAUUAAGUCUUGUUUCUAGUCACGACCAUGCACGAUUUUAUAUCGUGUACGGAUGGUGUGCGCAGCAGUGUUCUGUAAUUAAACAAUCUGAACGAAGAAUCAUCUUAUAUUUUUACAAUUAUUUCGCGCAACGUGCAUUUAGUUUCUUUAAGAAACUUUGACAAGACAUUUUUACUGUUAAGGAAAACAACACCUAGUGCGUGUACUUUCAGAUUCGAAAGUGCCUUACUAUGUUGAUCGAGUUGCAGGCAAGUCUUUCUCGUCACAUUGUCCUACGAUAGUUUAAUUAUAGCUGCACGGCUCGUACGGACCUAGGCUUUCCCAAAAUAAUGAUUGGAUCAGCGUGGCAUCCCUCCUCGCCCUCUACUCUCGUUUCUCUUCCCUUGGGACACUUGUGUGCAGUGCUUCUGGAAGUAUACCUGUGAACAGCUGUCCAAUAGUUGAAUACGAAACUUCUUUGCAUACUCGUUACCCUACAGUUCAUCAUUUAAUAGUGUUAAUCAUAAGUUACGCCUAACUCGUUGUGCGUCAAUCAUCCUAUGUAUUGCGACAUAAACAUUUUCCGCCAAUAUGUGUGAUACACACUUUUGAAUGCACAGUAUUAUCGACAAGAAAUAAAUUCUCAAGUCGAUCUUUCCUCCUGCAUUAUCGUUUCGUUUAUUCCUAGGUAUUUAUUACUUCACAACCACUGAUAAAUGCGCGCGAAAUAUUUUUAUCUGUGAAACUACGAAGUUUCUGUGAAGUGUAUAUAGAUCAUGUGGUCGUCACGUUUUCUCUUUUCAAUGAUCUUCAAAACAUUUUAAAAAAUACUUGUAACUUUUAACCGUUCGAAUGAAAAUUGUUAAAAUUACCAUAGAGAUAAUAUUUUAGAUGGCUACUGUUCAGUGUUCUAACCACUAAGAGCCAUGGAACAAUUCCAUGGAAUGAGCGAUGGAAAUAUAAAUAUAAGUGAUUUGAAGUCAUCCAAACAGACCCUAAAUUUGUGGAGGCUAGCGGAAGGGAGGAGCAAUUACCGGUGGAAAUGAAUAUUGGACGGCCAUUGCAGUAUGUUGAAAUAAUAGAACAACCAGCAAGUAAAGCUUUACGCUUUCGCUAUGAAUGCGAGGGCAGAUCAGCUGGUAGUAUACCCGGUGUAAAUAGUACACCGGAAAACAAAACAUUUCCUAGUAUAAGGAUAGUAGGAUACAAAGGCCGUGCUGUAGUUGUAGUAUCGUGUGUAACAAAAGAUCAACCGUACAGACCUCAUCCUCAUAAUCUUGUUGGGAAAGAAGCAUGUAAACGAGGUGUUUGUACAGUUGAAGUAUCAUCAGAAAAUAUGACGGUCACGUUUGCAAAUCUCGGUAUUCAAUGUGUUAAGAAAAAAGAUAUUGAAGAAGCACUUAGAAUAAGAGAAGAAAUUCGUGUUGAUCCCUUUCGAACUGGGUUCGAACACAAAAGACAGCCUACCAGCAUUGAUUUAAAUGCUGUAAGAUUAUGUUUUCAAGUUUUCCUAGAAGGAUCACAAAAGGGAAAGUUUAACAUCCAAUUACCACCGGUUGUAUCUGACCCUAUAUUUGAUAAAAAGGCAAUGUCAGACCUUGUAAUAUGCAAGCUCAGUCAUUGCAGUGCAUCAGUUGCUGGUGGUAUGGAAAUGAUUUUAUUAUGUGAAAAGGUCGCUAAAGAAGAUAUACAAGUUAGAUUUUUCGAGGAGAAAGAUGGGCAAGUGGUUUGGGAAGGAUUUGGUGAUUUUCAACCUACUCAUGUACAUAAACAAACAGCAAUCGCGUUCAGAACACCCACCUAUCGCAUACAACAGGUCGAUCAACCAGUCCAGGUGUACAUCCAAUUGAAAAGACCGUCGGAUGGCGCAACAAGUGAACCAUUACCAUUUCAGAUGUUACCUCUUGGUGCAGGUAGGCCUGCUUUCUGGUCUUUACGGAAAGCAUUUGCCAGGAAGAAAACAGAUUAUAGUACAUUUGGUAAAAUUUUAGCAACCGAAUCGGCGUUGCUAUCAAACGUUACGCCGAAACUUGCGCGAAACAUCGACGAAUUUAAUAAUAAUGAUUUCAGUAUAAAAAAGUCGAAUAACAAGAUUUCUGCGUUACGCGCUUUAAAUGAUUUAUAUAAUGUAAAAAACACGUUAGAUUCUUGUAAUGGAAGUACCGAAGUCGCUCAAAAUAAUGCACAAAAUAUGGAUCACACAAAAAGUACAAUUAUAGAUUACGAGAACAACGAAGUACCGUUUCAUACAGAAAAAACUAUGGAAAAUGAGCAAAUGAAUAAGAUAUACAAAAUUGACAGCAACUAUAUGAACAAAGAUAUGGAUAAUACUAAUUCAGGAACUUUAACUCGUACUAAAUCCGAUAGUACUGAUAAUGAUAUAUUAAGAAAUUCAGAGAUGUCCAAAAACAAAUCUGAUUGGUUUGAUUAUUCUGAAGUAGGAAAAUGGGUACAGAAAGGUCAAAUGUGUCUGAAGGAAAAGGAUAACGAGGCAGAUUUUAAAACUGAAAUGACAGACGAUUGCAAUAAGUCGUUUAAUGAAUUGUUAACACAAGUAGCCGAACUGGACCAGAUUUAUGCCGAUACGCAUACUAAGUUGGUACAGGCUGCACUUGAGCAGAAUACAACUGAUCAAUCAAUGGACAUUGAUGUCUGUGACAAUCAGACGUAUACUAGUUUACAGAUGGCCAUGAAAAAUCCUAUAGAAUUUGUUGACGUAACGAAUGACAGAAAGUACGAGGAUGUAUGUGUACCGAAACCAGAUCCAAAUCAGUCUUGUCCUUCGCCUCCGGUAACUGCAAAGAGAGAUGGAACGCAGGAAACGGAAGAGAGAUUACCGCCUUUACCACCAAAACGUAUUCGAAAAAUGCCUUCCAUGCCUCUUUUACCUCGUCCUAUAUCCUCUCCCAUGACAACCGAUUCUUAUAUCGAAGCACCAAAUAAAACUUUACCCUCCUUACCCGGUACAUUAACCAAGACAUCAAAACAAGGACUGUUCUCAAAAUUAUUUGCAAAAAAAAUCAAAUCAGAUAAAGACACGAUUUCGAAUGCAUCCAAAGAGAGCAAUACAUCUUUGAAUAUACCAGGGAAAGUUUCAUACUUAAUGAAAAAUAAUAUACCAGAUGGUACACAGUUACAAAGUCCAAGACUUAAUGCUACCAGUAACACUAGUAUUAAAUCUCUUAGACUAGAGGGUGAUGUAACACCACCUUAUGGAAUGGAAUUGACAGAAGCUGAACAUUAUGCAUUAUACACUGCUAUGGCUCCGCAUGCGACAGCAUCGGAAUUUGAUGAAAUGUCUUUCUAUUAUAGCCCUGUAGAGGGUGGGAAAAUUUUCUCUGACAAGAAGGAAACAUAAUUUGUUCUCAUACUUAUGAUGUUUGCUAGCGUACUUCCAUUUAAGAGUGAUGUGUUUCUUUUCUGGAAUAGUAUCGUAGAAGAAAACUGAUAUAUUUUAAGAGAUUAAACAUUAUUGUGAUUGAUGAAAGGCUGCUUCUAUGCAGUUGUGACUUUGAAUUUUGGCAGCUUUAGUGUGUAACACUGUUUGUGAAAAAGAAAAAGUUGUUAUGCUACACGUUAACCAAAAACGCUUUGAAGCGAAUUUGACACUAUUCUAGUCGGGGUACAAAUUGUUUUUUUCUUCUUUUUCAAUUGUCUUUCAUGUGUAUCCUAUAAGAUAGCUGAAGUAUACACUCAGCUAAAACUUGUUGUUUAUUACCAAAGAGUUUAGUGUUCCUUUAGUCAAAUUUUAUGGUAUUACUAUUUCUUAUAUACUACAGAUAAGCAUAUAUAUUGCUUUUGACUAUUUAUGACACUUUUGUUAAGUUUUUUUAUGGUGUCUCAAAUUUAUAUGCAUCACUUUGUUUCUAGUCUUAGAAUAGGCAUUUAAUUUAUAGUUUUUA
Molecule: messenger RNA, 3914 nt
Organism: Osmia bicornis bicornis
Lineage: Eukaryota; Metazoa; Arthropoda; Insecta; Hymenoptera; Megachilidae
Gene: Dl
Product: embryonic polarity protein dorsal-like
Exons: 6
Coding region: 1055-3370 (771 amino acids)
Biological process (GO): inflammatory response; regulation of transcription by RNA polymerase II; response to cytokine
Cellular component (GO): nucleus; cytoplasm
Molecular function (GO): DNA binding; DNA-binding transcription factor activity
Source: RefSeq, a predicted model, not a curated record